GUGUCACCAAGUCUUGUUUUUUUGUCUUAGCAAUGUUUUUUGAAGGUCUGUUGCGUGCAAUUGCGAUGCACACUUUGACACACACGUACACACUUUGACUGCCAUCGAUAUGUUCUCGCCUCCCCAUCAUUUUGUUCAAUUUCUUGUCCUCUUCAACUACAAUCACAGCCCCGUGUCACCAAGCAACCUCCUCGCAUCGUCAUCAAAUCACAGUCAGGCAGCGGUGUCAUUUCUGUGUUACUGCACAAAAAGUCUGCUCUUGUACCUUCAUUAAAUACACCAUCCGCUUCACAUGUGCUGCCAUGCCCAAAGACGGACGGCCUUCAACAUCCACCACAUCUGUUCAUUAUAAGGACAAUGAUCAAUAGUGAUGAUCUUUUUAUAAAUGAAAUGAGGUUUAUGUUCAAGUUAGGCGUGUGAAGGUCAUACAGUAUGCAUGUCUAGUUCCAGACAAGCAUUGUGUGUUCAUUUGGUUGUCAUUUGCGUUUUUACACUUUUCCGCCACCCCACCGGUCUCAUCUCCCCCCACCCACGUUCCAUAUCACAUCACUCUCAACUGACUCGUUCCCACAGACAGACUGACACAAGCUUUGAAAGAGAACAGACUAGGAGGAAAGAAAAAAUACCUUGAUCAUGCAUAGGAUUUUUUUCUUUUUAAUUAUCAGUAUUUUUAGUCACUGCGAUAAUCCGGCAUCCUCAAGCACUCAUUUUUCAUAUUUUCAUUAUUUCAUUAUCCUACAAUGUGAUCCAAAUAUUGAGUGAUUUUGCUCAAUAGGAAUCUUAACAAACACACAUUUUCCUUCUUGUUAUCCAAUGUAGUGGAUGUGUAAUGUGAUGAAAUUUUAUCUUAUUAUUUAACCUAGUAUUUUUUUGCUGUACAAGGAAGAGAUGGUUAAUGAACUACUUUUUUUUUUUUAAUUUUUGGAAUUGAACAGGUUGAGUGGAAUAUUAGGGGGUACAUUUCCUUUGUUUGCACGAGACUGCCCGUGUUUUAGAUGGAGUCGCAACAACCCAUAGAUGCAUAGAAAAGUGAAGCCAAUCACACAACUUUUGUUGUCCACCUCAUUUUUUUUUGUUCCUACAUUCCCCCCCGCCCAGGGGAGGUUUAAUGGUUCUUCUGCCGAGUAUAUGAAGAGAAGUGGGACGAUUGGGAAACAGUCACCCCCAUAAGGGUACUCUGGAUGGAGCGUUUUUCUUUUUUCUGUGGAAUUACCUUUUUAAAUCCUGGAUAUCUAAUUCCGAAUCUAAAAUGUAAAAAUUCUUACUGACACUAGCAAGGGAUUUCAUUUUUUUUUUCUAAUGGACUGAAGCUGCUUUGAAGUAUUCAUCUUUUCUUUUGUGGAAUUUCACCAACACGGAUUGAAGACACAAGCAGCAUCUUUGUCUAAUCAAUACCAUAACACAGAUUAUUACUAUUGAUCCAGCCAACGCAAUUAAGAUUAUUGGUAUUAUUAUUAUUUUUUUUGUUCAGUAGCAGACUGGCAGACGUCAGCCCGCUGGAGCAAAGAAGAGAAAAGAAGCUGCUCCUGUGGAGUACAUUUACCUUGAAAUAGCUGCUUUUCCUCCCUAAAUUGCUUGCAGCCUCCCUCAGUCUGAGGCUAUGAGAGGGAGAGAGGAGGCCCAGGCUACACCAUCAUGCUACUUCUGAGACGAGGGGAUGAGAGUUUGGCCGACAAAACGCAAGGUAUUUCUCUCCACCUUCUCCACCAUGCCUGUCAGCGGCUGCCCCUCCCCCCUUCGCAUCCAUGCCGGGGUCUGCACCUGCCCCCCCUCUGUUGUCCAGGAGCAAGAGAGGCGAGUUCGACACCUCCACUCACCUCUGCCUCCGUCACUGCCCUGCCACACCGUCUCACUGGGUGUCCUUCUCCUGUUGCUUUGCCUUCUUCACUUGCCCCCCGCCUGUCAAUCACGGAGAGAGAAGGGAGGCGGAGGAGGUGGCGGCCACUACAUUCCCAUCCCUCCUCCCCCUCCGCACCAUAUGGCUCUGCCCAAUAUCCUGCGUGGCCUAAGCAUCGCCGUUGUCCUGGUGGGCAACUCAAGUGAAAUGGCGCUGGCCGGGGCUCGGGAGAAGGAAGACUUUCUGCACAUGGCGCCCAACGUCGAGAUCCUGACGAUGAACGAAACAGACCCUAAAAGUAUCAUUAAAAGCAUCUGUGACCUAAUGACUGAGCACUGGCUACAAGGUGUGGUGUUUGGAGAUGACACUGACCAGGAGGCCAUUGCCCAGAUCCUGGACUUCAUUUCGGCCCAGACCCACAUCCCAAUCCUAGGAGUCCGCGGUGGUUCGUCCAUGAUUAUGGCUGCUAAGGAUGACGACUCCAUGUUCUUUCAGUUUGGCCCCUCCAUUGAGCAGCAAGCUUCAGUCAUGCUCAACAUUAUGGAGGAAUAUGACUGGUACAUCUUCUCCAUCGUCACCACCUAUUACCCGGGAUACCAGGACUUUGUCACAAAGAUUCGGAGCACCAUAGAGAACAGUUUUGUAGGCUGGGAGCUGGAGGAAGUGUUACUCCUAGACAUGUCUGUAGACGACGGAGAUUCCAAAAUUCAGAACCAGCUAAAGAAGCUCCAGAGUCCUGUUAUCCUUUUGUACUGCACGAAAGAAGAGGCCAACACCAUUUUUGAAGUGGCCCAUUCUGUUGGGAUUACUGGUUAUGGUUACACAUGGAUAGUGCCCUCACUCAUCGCUGGAGACACUGACGUAGUACCUGCGGAGUUCCCCACAGGGCUGCUGUCCGUGUCCUACGACGAGUGGGACUACGGCCUAGAGGCCCGCGUUCGCGAUGGUGUGGCUAUCAUAACCAUGGCAACCUCCACCAUGAUGAUGGACCGAGGACCUCACACCUUGCUGAAGUCUGAGUGCCAUGGAGCUCCUGACAAGAAGACCCCCAUCUCGGGCAACCCUAAUGAAGUCCUCAGGUACCUAAUGAAUGUGACGUUCGAGGGCCGUAAUCUUUCGUUCAGUGAGGACGGCUACCAGAUGCACCCUAAGCUGGUCAUAAUUCUGCUCAACAAGGACAGACAGUGGGACAGGGUUGGCAAAUGGGAGAAUGGCUCCCUCUCCAUGAAGUACCACGUGUGGCCUCGCUAUGAACUAUAUGGUGGAAUUGCAACCAGGGAGGAUGACCACUUGUCCAUUGUAACGCUGGAGGAGGCUCCUUUUGUCAUUGUGGAGGACGUGGACCCACUUAGUGGGACUUGCAUGAGGAACACCGUGCCCUGCCGCAAACAGAUCAAAACAUUGAAUCAGACAAAGGAACCUGGGAUCUACAUCAAGCGUUGCUGUAAGGGCUUCUGCAUCGACAUCCUAAAGAAGAUCGCCAAGUCAGUCAAGUUCACGUAUGACUUGUACCUGGUUACUAAUGGCAAACAUGGAAAGAAGAUCAACGGAACUUGGAACGGCAUGGUGGGAGAGGUGGUGUUAAAAAAUGCCCACAUGGCCGUCGGCUCCUUGACCAUCAAUGAGGAAAGGUCAGAGGUCAUCGAUUUUUCUGUCCCCUUCAUCGAGACGGGCAUCAGUGUCAUGGUCUCCCGCAGCAAUGGCACAGUUUCACCCUCUGCCUUCUUAGAGCCCUUCAGCGCCGAUGUGUGGGUGAUGAUGUUCGUGAUGCUGUUGCUGGUGUCAGCAUUUGCCGUGUUCAUUUUUGAGUACUUCAGCCCCGUGGGCUACAACCGCUGUCUAGCUGACGGCAGAGAGCCGCACGGUCCAUCCUUCACCAUUGGCAAAGCCAUCUGGUUGUUGUGGGGUCUGGUCUUCAACAACUCUGUGCCAGUGCAGAACCCCAAAGGUACCACCAGUAAAAUCAUGGUGUCAGUCUGGGCCUUCUUUGCUGUCAUCUUCCUGGCCUCCUACACUGCCAACCUGGCUGCCUUCAUGAUCCAAGAGGAAUAUGUGGACCAGGUAACUGGACUCUCUGACAAAAAGUUUCAAAACCCCAACGACUUUUCGCCUCCCUUUCGGUUUGGCACGGUCCCUAACGGGAGUACAGAGAGGAACAUAAGGAACAACUAUCAAGAGAUGCACUCCUACAUGACCAAGUUUCAUCAGAGAAAUGUCAACGAGGCUCUUCAGAGUCUUAAGGCUGGCAAACUAGACGCUUUCAUUUAUGACGCGGCCGUGCUAAAUUACAUGGCUGGCAGGGACGAGGGCUGCAAGCUGGUGACCAUCGGCAGCGGCUACAUCUUCGCCACCACCGGCUACGGCAUCGCCAUCCAAAAGGAGUCUCUCUGGAAGAGACACGUGGACUUGGCCAUCUUGCAGCUCUUUGGAGACGGUGAAAUGGAGGAGCUGGAGUCACUGUGGCUGACAGGGAUCUGCCACCACGAGAAGAAUGAAGUGAUGUCCAGCCAGCUGGAUGUGGACAACAUGGCAGGAGUUUUCUACAUGCUGGGGGCCGCCAUGGCUCUGUCGCUUAUCACGUUCAUCUGCGAACACUGGUUCUACUGGCAGCUGCGUUUCUGCUUCAUGGGUGUCUGUUCGGGUCGUCCUGGCUUGGUCUUUUCCGUCAGCAGGGGCAUUUACAGCUGCAUUCACGGCGUACAGAUUGAAGAGAAAAGCAGCUCAGCUUUGAACUCUCCAUCAGCCACCAUGAACAACACUCAUUCCAAUAUCUUGCGCCUCUUGCGCACCGCCAAAAACAUGGCCUCCGGGGUCAACGGCUCACCACACAGCGCUCUGGACUUCAUUCGACGCGAAUCUUCUGUUUACGACAUCUCGGAACACAGACGCAGCCUGGCGGGUCACUCGGACUGCAAGCAACCUUACUUACCGGAAGAUAACAUGUUCAGUGACUACAUUAGUGAGGUGGAAAGGACGUUUGGUAACGUCCACAUGAAGGACAGUAAUCUGUACCAGGAUCAUUACUUGCAUCAUCAUGGUUCCUCACUUGGGCUCAGUGGACCACCUCCAAACAGGCCACAUAGUUUGGGAAGUGCCAGUUCCCUGGAAGGUGGCAUGUUUGACUGCGACAGCCUUGGAGGAGGGGUGCCGCCUAUUUUCACCACCCAACCCUGCUCAGCAUUGACCCACAGAAACAUGAGCAAGUUUGAUCUUCUGUCUGGACAGACCCCACCCUCAGGCCAGGGCUUUAAGAGUGGCCUGCCUGACUUGUAUGGCAAGUUUUCAUUCAAGGGAGGUGCCUCAAGUUCAACCUACAUCCCUGGGCCUACUUAUUGUGGCGGCAGAGGAGAUGAGGAUGGAAAUAUACGAUCGGAUGUCUCUGAUAUCUCCACACACACUGUAACCUACGGGAACCUGGAAGGCAACGCAAAGAAGCGCAAACAGUACCGCGAUAGCCUGAAAAAGAGGCCGGCCUCUGCCAAGUCUAGACGUGAGCUGGAUGAGAUUGAGCUUGGCUACAGGAGAAAACCUUACCAUAUCAGCCACCAUCACUAUCACAACCAUCGUUCUGCCUCACCACCACUAUUGCCAUCAGACCGUAAGCGAGGAGGCGGAGGAGGAAAUAAUGAUACAAACUAUCUCUUCAGAGAAAAAGAGAGUGUUCGGGACUUUUACUUGGACCAGUUCCGUCCAAAGGAGGGUGUCCCUCAGUGGGAACAUGUGGAUCUGACUGAGGGCCCUGGAAAUAGAGAUAGUGGAGUACCAACUUGCACUUCUCUGGUUCCGGUGGAGGACUUCCUCAAGAGCAAACCCAAAAAGUCUGACUCAAAAGGUGGCGGAGGAUCUGGAUUGGCAGGAGGAGAGUGGGAGUGCAGGAACUGUCGGUCUGGUGGAGGAGUGAAGCAGAUGUCCAUGCACGGAGGAGGGGGCGGCGGUGGAUACGGCGGUGGUAUGAGCUGCGGGUCAUCAGGGGGCGGCGGAAGCAGCCGCCCUAGCUCUGCAACCUGUAUGCGUUGCGAGGGAUGUAAAAAGACAGGCAACCUCUACGAUAUCAGCGAGGACAACAACCACCUUUUGGAACAGAUCGGUGGAGGAAAAGGCGGGGGAGGAGGUGGUAUGGGCGCAAUCCCCCAACCGCAAUCGCAAGCCCAGCAGAGGAGGAAAGGUGGAGGAUUUGGAAAGCCACUCAGGCGGCAACAUUCGUAUGACGCCUUUGUCGACCUUCAGAAGGAUGAGUCGGGCGGCAUGGGGAGCAUGAUGGGCGGUAUGGGAGGAGUUGGGGGAAUGAGCGGUCCGGGUAUAGGAGGAAUGCUGCCACCUCCCAGAAGUGUUAGCUUGAAGGAGAAGGAGCGCUACAUGGAGGGCGCCAGUCCCUUUGCACACAUAUUUGAGCGUCACGGGGGCUCUGAGAGAGAAAGGGAAAGAGACAGGGACACUUCUUUUUAUGGAGGUGAGGGCCGAUUCGGUGGCCUGUUCAGAGGAGGUGAGGGCCUCCAUCGUCGCUCUGUAGGAGAGCGAGACAUGAGAGACAGGGAUAGGUCUUUGAUGGAAGGUGGAGGCGGGGCAGCUUUCUCUUUAUCCAAAUCUCUUUAUCCCGACCGGGUAAACCAGAACCCCUUUAUACCCACGUUUGAUGAUGACCAGUGUCUCAUGCACGGGGCAAAACAGUAUUAUAUGAAAAAGCAACAGCAGCAGCAACAGGUUGCCAAAAACAGCCGAAGUGACUUCAGGAGCCAGCUGAGCACGACAUCUUAUCUGCCAACUUCUGCCUCGGCCGGGGUUAUGUCGAAUGUGUCCCCCCGGUUCCCGAAAGAGCUCAGUCUGGGUGGGCUGAACCACCACGGCUCCAUGCUAGGGGUUGGCCCACCGCGACCCUUCAAUGGAAGCAACGGCCAUGUCUACGAGAAACUUUCCAGCAUUGAGUCAGACGUGUGAGAGAUCAGGACUGGAUUUGACAUUAGGAAUGGAAUAGAGGUGCAUAGUGUCAGGAGAUCAGGGAUGUUUUUAAAGACACUGUCCACACACUGCAUCUCUAUCCCAUACUAAGACUGGAAUUCAAGGUAAGCUGGGUGAGAGCCUGAUGCGGUGUCAGAAGUAGAAUGCAAACUUGAUUCAUAGAAAAAUCUAUAUUUUGCAAGCAAACCUUGGUAAAAACAAAAAAAUCAGGACACCUUGUUGUGGUGGGGGGACGUGACCCCCACUUUACAAAUGGCCAAAGCUACUCUACUUUUAUGUCCAGUCAAUUAACAUGGCCCUGUGCACCUGGAAAAUGCACUCAACUAAAGCCUGGCAUUUCACCCACCAGUGAAGCCGCAUUCAACGCACUCGGCCAUUAUCGCUCAUCUUAAUUUGAUAUUGGACGCGUGAUCCUGGUGAGACUUGACGGCCGCCUGUGAGCUCCCGCUGAGCGCUUACGAGAGAAGACUGCGAGAUUGGAGAGCGAAGCGAGUGGCCCAUCUGGGCCUGUGUCGUCUCGGAAAGAAGACAUUGUCGCAGUGCCAGAGUGGCAACACGGAUGACUUCUCCCUCCCGUUCUCUCUGGAGAAAUCGUUUCAUCUCUCCAUCCUGAACUUGUCCCACUCCGCUAUUGUUUUCCUCCAUUCCCUUUGCCCCGUCCUCCCCGACACCAAAAGAUUUGUUUGCUAUGAGAAAUACAAUCAUGAAUGACAUAAGAUAUUCUUCUAGAAAGAAAAAAACAGGGUAUAAAAUCAACAGUAAUAUUAACAUUGUGAAUAACAAAACUGAUUGUAAUAACACUGCUUAUAAUUUUUUUUUUUUAGUUUUUUUUUUUAAGUUCAGUUGGUGUGAUACUCCAUCCCUGUUUUUGUACUGGCUGGUUGUUCAACCUUUAAGCCAGAAAGACUGAACUCUUUAGUUGUGGGAUAUUUUACUUCAUAUGAGUACCGUACACGAUAUUUUCUCCUUAAGAAAUCUCAAAGACUCAUACUUUAUUGACGUUUUGAGAUGUUUCAAAUCAAGUGCAUAUAGACUUGUUGCGUGUUUUUAGUCCGAGCCUGAGAGCUGCAGAUGCUGAAAGAAAAGGAUGUGCCUUAAUGGUCUCCAAUGGAAGUGUCCUCCUGUUCACAUGGUCAUGCAGCGGCGCCAAUACUUGGUGUUCUUUUCACGUUCGUGCGCCAAAACUGCAGUAAAAAAUUUACAGGCGGCUAGAGAUGCUGCCUGGCAGUGGUUUAGAUACAAGAUGCUGCAGAGUUUUAUAACUUCGUAAAAAAUGAUUUUAUGAACCUGUAUGCCAGUUCUAUUCAGGAUGUCCCACACUGUCUUGGAGUGGCCCACUUCACAGCACGGCGGCCUUCUACUUAGCUUCUUUUUGAUUCAGGUUACAUGGUAAUAGUCACCACCUGUUUGGCCUCUUACUCGUGUCACAUAUGACAACAUCUAUCGUGUCCGUGGUCUGGGAGGCAAAUUGAACUUUGUGCAAGAGGGGAGAAUGUUGCCCUGUGACAAUGAUAGUCAUAAUAUGUUGAGCAGAUGCGUAUGUCUCUUUGAGAAAAGCCGCUGAGGUAUCAGCUUAGACUGAUGUAGAUAGUUUUCUUUUGCUCUUUUUUUUUUUUUUUAAGCUGUCAAAGCCUCAUUAUUGCACAGGACCUUUACCUGGUGUAGGUUCAGGCACUCAGUAGACAUGCCUUAUCAUCCCAUCACACCCCCUUCCCUUCACAGGAGCUGUCUGCUAAUGACUCAUCAUCUAACGGUUCGGAAUUGGAAAAAAAAAAUCAAAUGAAAAAAAGCCUCUAUUAGCUAUUUAAAGGUUUGAUCUUCAAUUAGCUGGCGGUGUCAGAAGUUCAAGGGCUGCAAGAGAUUGCACAGGAGUGCUCAGCCAAGAUUGGAGCUGCUGAAGUGUGCAGAGCGCUGACAUCUAUCUUAUAACCUCAUCUAAAUGCACCACUGUUAUAGGUGUGUGUGUGUGUUGCGCGAGUGAUGAUGCAAGUCACAAUUUAACGAUAACAGCGUUUUUUGUUUUUUUUUUCCCAGACUUGCUGAUUACUAUUCAUAAAUUCAUAGGUAACAAUGUGAUCGUGAGAUUGAUAGAGUUAGCCUUAAAUCAGAACACCUCCCAUACAACCAUAACUACAAAUAAAUAGACUCGGAUCUCUGGAAUUUUUAUAUGUGCACAUUUUCAGAUCAAGCAUUAUCCGAGAAGCAAGUAGGAUUAUUGGAAACGACAUGAAAAUAUGUAUGAAAGAACCACUUUGGAGAUGGCAUCUCAGUCGGCAUUAGUAUGUUAAGCUUUUACUGUAAAUAGUAUAUUCAAAACCUCUUUUCACUUUGUACAGUAAACAGACAGACAGGAUGUAACUUUCAAAAAGUUUUACAGCAAUUUAAGAAAUAAACAUAAAAAAAAAAAUACAUGGACAAAAAUGUGCAAAGUAUAGUUAAGACAUAAGUAUUACUCAUCUUAAGUGAUGUACUUCAACCUCUUUAUUUUACGCUCAUCUUACAAUAGUUUACCAAUCCAUAGAUGGAUUAUGUUAAGGCUUUUUCUAAUUUUCAAUAAAGUGUUUGAGAAAUUGAUCAUUUGCCGUAGGUGUAGAUGUAUGGUGAUAUAAAAAAGGGGACAAUUUAGUUAUAGGUCUUUGUUAAGUUUCCCUUGAAUUGUGUUAGAUUCUCUUUUUCAAGCUCAAAUCAAGUAUCGACACAUUUAUGUAAUACAAUAUUACAUGUAUGAUAUUUGCAGAUAGAAGCAGCAUAUUGUGUGCUUUCAUUUUAGGCAGCGAUCCUUGUUCAAAACUUAGGACAUAAAUGUGUUCGUUUAUUUGUUUUUUAAGCUGGGCUUUAAUGGUGAUUGCACACAGAAUUUAGAGCCAUCGUGGGCCCGGCCUAUCCUGUUCCCUCUUUAUCAUUGGGAUAGACAUCACUGUGGUAAAGAAUGAUGUAUGUAUAUAAAUGUGUGAAUGUGUGUAGAACACACGAGUGCACACCAGUGUUGAUGCUGUUAAUAUUGCUGAAGAAUUCAGCACAAUAAUGUGGAAAAGAUCUUUGCGAGGAUUUAUGUUCAACUGAAAUGCAUUGGUGCAACCCCUUAUCAAAAGAGAAGCAUUUACUCAUUUGUCACAUUUCGCUCUGCUUGAGCAAAGUCAACUGUUGAUUAAUUUAAGCUCAGGUUAGUAGGUUGACACUACUAUAAAGAAACAUGCUUUGAAUUUUUGUUUAUUUACUUUGACUAUUCAUGUUGGUACUGAGAGAGCCCCCCUUAACUCAUUGGCUGCAUUCGACAGGGAUAGACGUGUAAUCCAUUUUGACGAGGAGUCAAAAUUGGAUUGGAGAUCUAUCCCCAUCAAUGGCAGUGAAACAUGAUCACUCAGUGUCAGCUAUCCCAGUUGAAAUGGAUUUGACCCAAGAUUAGAGUAGGUCAGUCGUACACCCGCGCUGAAAUGUUUUGAGACACUUGACCAUUCAGUUUGAUAAAAAGGCGUCUCAAAACUGUGACCUUGCGUGAACAUUAAGGUUGUGGUAAGUGUGUUGUGAAUGACCACCAUCAGUUUUGUUGUUUUGACAUGCUUUUUUUCUGUUCGCAGGUUUUUUUCUGGUUCAUGGAGGUCCAUCAAUAGAAUUCCAUUGAACCAAUUUUUGCUCAAAUAAUGAAACUUCAUACCAAUUUGCAGAGUCUAACCAAAGUUGAACUAACUCGUUUUCUCAGCGCCUGGUUGACCUCCAGUUUAUUUCAAGACCGUCUUUUCCAUUGUGAACAAUUCAAAUUUCAAAUCUUAAAGGGGCAGACAACACCUAUAGUAUGAAUUUCAUUUGAAAAAUGCUUGCUCAAGGUAUUUAAAGUACGCAAAUUGCACAUUUCCAAGACUUUUCAUAAUGGCGAUAAUAAUCUUUAAAACUCAAAGAAUGACACUGCUUACAACAUUGCCAUUUUGUGACGUCAGUUAAACUGACACAUACAAACACACUGAUAGACACAGGCGAAUGUGAUAUGGAGUAUUAAUGAUGUAAUGGAAAAGGAAGGCGAGGAUACUCGCAUUUAUUGGGCUGAAGUAGUACCAGCACUAAUAAAAUGUCUGUCCGCAAUAAUGCCCAGCUCAGACUACAGAAUUUCAGCCCAGUUUUGGCCCAACAGAUACAUUGUGGAGGAAUGUGGAUGUGGGGUAAGGUCCCCGACGCCUCAAGUCGUGUGACAUAUCCACCGACUGCCGAUCUGACAUCUCGGACGCCUCACAACUCCGUCGCAGGAAGUCUGGCGUGUCAAAUUCUGCUUGCCACGGCACAUAGUGUGACACGUCCUACGGGUUCCUAAUAUUUGUUGCUGAAUAUUGACCACAAGUAUAACUUUUUGACCAUCCUUUGCUCUCCUAUGCACAGUCUUUUUUUUUUUCUGAGUGCAGAUACUGGCAGCGUGUGAUACCUACACUCACCGGCCACUUUAUACACCUGUCCAACUGCUCGUUAACACUUAAUUUCUAGUCAGCCAAUCACCUGGCGGCAACUCAGUGCAUUUAGGCAUGUAGACAUGGUUUAAGAUAAUCUCCUCCAGUUCAAACCGAGCAUCAGUAUGGGGAAGAAAGGUGAUUUGAGUGACUUUGAACGUGGCAUGGUUGUUGUUGCCAGAAGGGCUGGUCUGAGUAUUUCAGAAACUGCUGAUCUACUGGGAUUUUCACGCACAACCAUCUCUAGGGUUUACAGAGAAUGGUCCGAAAAAGAAAAAAUAUCCACUGAGCGGCAGUUCUGUGGGCGGAAAUGCCUUGUUGAUGCCAGAGGUCAGACAAGAAUGGCCAGACUGGUUCGAGCUGAUAGAAAGGCAACAGUGACUCAAAUAACCACCCGUUACAACCAAGGUAGGCAGAAAAGCAUCUCUGAACGCACGGUACGUCGAACUUUGAGGCAGAUGGGCUACAGCAGCAGAAGACCAC
Messenger RNA from Corythoichthys intestinalis (scribbled pipefish), 11709 nucleotides. Its product is annotated as glutamate receptor ionotropic, NMDA 2B-like. The transcript has 17 exons. Gene Ontology annotation, cellular component: NMDA selective glutamate receptor complex; plasma membrane. The record is from RefSeq and is a predicted model, not a curated record. NCBI's taxonomy places the organism in Eukaryota, Metazoa, Chordata, Actinopteri, Syngnathiformes, Syngnathidae. The coding region runs from base 1658 to 6772 and encodes 1704 amino acids. Gene Ontology annotation, biological process: monoatomic ion transport; excitatory postsynaptic potential; long-term synaptic potentiation. Gene Ontology annotation, molecular function: NMDA glutamate receptor activity.